Messenger RNA from Alternaria conjuncta, 1128 nucleotides. RefSeq lists its product as uncharacterized. The transcript has a single exon. The record is from RefSeq and is a predicted model, not a curated record. Bases 1 to 1128 code for a protein of 375 amino acids. NCBI's taxonomy places the organism in Eukaryota, Fungi, Ascomycota, Dothideomycetes, Pleosporales, Pleosporaceae.
AUGCCUCCCUCGAGCAGCCCUGCGCCGGGUGUUCCCACCAUGGCACCCCCGGCGUCGAUCCCGCCCACGACAGCUCCACAGGGCGCCGCGACCGAGACCGAGGAACGCCUUUCUUACAACGACAAGCUCAAUGCUGCGGAUCGAUACUGGAAGUUCAAGUUUGGCCUUAAAGCCGCUGCCAUCAUAACAGGCUUGAUCGGGAUCGGUUGCUUUGGCUGGUUGAUGUCCACAAUGGAUAAUGAAUACGACCCGGAUUCCUCUUAUUCAAUCAGCUACGAAAGCUACUGGUCUCUAUGGCCCAGUCUGAUUACUUGGGCUGCCUCGAUAGUCUGGUGUGCGCUCUGCAUAAUCGUGUUCCUUCUGCGCAAGCGACCUGUGCAUCCAGGUGUCCGCGUAGCGAUGGAUCUUCUUCUAUGGCUUGGCUUCAUCGUAACGGCAUUGUUCUCUCUUAUAGCCCUCCGGUACUUGAUGAGGUGGGGUCUAGACGGGUUCGAUACAUGGGGUUGGGGAUACUCAUACAGCAGCGAUGGAGAAUAUGUCCUAGCUUCCAACAACACAUGGGUAUGGGAACAGGACACGAGCUACAUCGAGACUCCUCGAGACUGUUCCCGAUCCAGUCAGUUUGACAGCUGUGAGGAGCAGGACGCCUUCGUCAACAAACUUUGGGCCGAAAAGGAUCAUCGCUCAAACGUCACUUUGACCGGCGUGGUAUGCCAGUUCUUCGGCCUGGUCAUUCACUUUGCGCUAUUUGUCUGGGCUUGCGUUGACUGCCAUCGCCACCGCCGCCGCACAACGAGCAACGACGCCGAAAAGCUUGCUGCUGAAAUCGUGCAAAACAUGAUCAGUAAUGGUGCUGUUGUGCCGCCACCAGGACAGGCACACAUGAAACCGCAGCCGGGCCAGGUCAUGUACUAUCAGAUGCCGCCCAACCAGCAAGGGUACCCGAACCAGCCCCCGUAUAUGCAACAAGGACCGGGUCAGAUGCAGCAGUUUGGGCAGCAGUUCGGGCAGCACCCACAGAUGACGCAGCCGGUUCAGCGCAUGGCGCCCGGACAGUACCCAAAGGGUCAACCUGGCAUGGUAGCCUCGGAUCUUCCUGAGAAGAUUGCUGGACCCCGAUAUGCUUAG